AAAAAGUAAAACCCCAGACACAUACACAAACCCAAACCCAAAACCCUACACUUGUAUCUUUCUCUCACACUCUCUCUCACUGUUAUCUAUCUUCUUCUGCUUCUCUACAAAUGACAUCAAUUCCCACACUUUGCUAAUUCAAUCGUCGAUGGCCCAAUUAUCAACUCUGAACUCUUUUGCAAAUUAAGAAGAGAAGAGAAGAGACGAAAAUGGCAAGGAAGACGGCCUCGCAACUUCAAUCCCUUCAACAACUCUACUUAGAGAAUAAGUAUCCUACAAAAGAGUUGAUGGAAGACAAUGCUGCUGCUUUGGGGUUGACGUACAAGCAGGUCCGGGGAUGGUUUAUUGAGAGGAGGAGGAGGGAUAAAAGAGAAAAUGGAAGUAUUGUACCAUCAUGUUCCGCUUCAAGUAAGAAAAAUCCCAUUCUUACUACAAGGGUUGGGUCGGGUACUAUUGCUGCUAGAAAGGUACUUAAAGGAGACCCCUUGUUGCAUAAGGCAAAGGCUUCUUUGUCUUUAAUAGCCAAUCACCCAUCUACAGUUGAGACCAGGAUUCCUAAGAGAAAGAGAAAACCCAUUCUUCUUCAGCAUUUGUUUACUUCGGAUUACAUUCUAAAGAAAGUUUUCCGCAAGGAGGGCCCUCCGCUUGGUGUGGAAUUUGACUCUCUUCCUUCUCGGGCAUUUUGCUGCCAUACGGAUCCUAAAAACUCUCGUCCAUCUUGCCAAGACAACCAAGGAGCAGGCAAAAGGCUUAAGGUUUCCGAGCAAGCCAUCUUAAGUCACCAGGUCUCUAAUAAAAAGAGUGCUCCGACAAAGAAGCAUGGUAUUGGAAAAGGUUUGAUGGCUCCGGCAAAGAAACAUGGUAUUGGGAAAGGUUUGAUGACUCAGGCGAAGAAACAUGGUAUUGGGAAAGGUUUGAUGACAGUUUGGCGGGCAACUAAUCCUGAUGGGGGUGAUAUUCCUACUGGUAUCGAUUAUACAGACAGGGAAGUGGUUGUAUCUCCAAUCUCAACAUCUACAGCACCUAAAAAACCACAACAUCGGGUGAAAAGAUCACAACAAGCUCCUGUGGCUAAACAGGUAAGGUUAAGAAAUAAAUCACAAGAUAGGAGGAAACAGUCCACCAGAAGAAGAGAGGUGGAACCCAACCAGGAUGAGCAUCUCAAACAACCAGAUAUAGUAAAAUGUGAACUUGCUUUGGAAGGAGCAAUAUCUCGAGAAGACCUUAAUCAUGUAGCUAUGCUUGUGGACGAUGAAGAGCUGGAGCUGCAAGAGUUACAAGCAGGACCAAAUCCACUGAGGUGUUCAGAUCAUUUUGCUGCUAACGGUAUACAUGGUUGUUCACUUUGCAAAGAUUUGCUGGCUAAGUUUCCUCCAAAUUCUGUUAAGAUGAAGCAUCCAUUUUGUACUCAACCUUGGGAUUCUUCUCCAGAGAUUGUCAAGAAAUUGUUUAAGGUUUUCCAUUUCCUUUAUACUUAUGCUGUUGCAGUUGAUAUAUGCUCCUUCACUCUUGAUGAAUUUGCUCAAUCAUUUCAUGACAAGGAUUCCCUGUUACUUGGAAAAAUUCAUGUGGCCCUUCUCAAGCUUCUUAUAUCUGAGGUAGAAGCAGAGCUUAGUAAUGGAUAUUUUCCCCCACAUUUGAGCAUAUCCUGCAAUUUUCUUGCAUUACUUCACUCGGCUGAAAACCAAAAAGUUGCUCUGGAGUUUUGGAAGAGAGCUUUAAACCCUCUAACAUGGACAGAAAUACUGCGUCAAGUAUUGGUUGCUGCUGGUUUUGGUUCAAAGCAAGGUGCAAUGCGGAGGGAAGCCCUUAACAAGGAAAUGAACCUCAUGGUGAAGUAUGGUCUACGCCCGGGUACAUUGAAGUGCGAAUUGUUUAAAAUUUUGUCAGAGCAAGGAAAUAAUGGGUUGAAAGUUUCUGAGUUGGCAAAGUCAUUGCCGAUUGCUGAAUUGAAUAUUGCCAGUACAACUGAAGAACUGGAGUCUUUAAUAUGUUCAUCUCUUUCAAGUGAUAUUACGUUAUUUGAAAAGAUUUCAUCAUCUUCCUAUCGUCUUCGUAUUAGUUCUGUUGCAAAGGAAGUCGAUGAAUUUCAAUCUGACACUGAGGACUCUGGAAGUGUUGAUGAUGACCCUAAUGACUGUGGUCCGUGUAGCGACAGCGAUGAUUCGGGUUGUGAAUCAGGAAAUUCCAAUUCAAGAAAAUUUAAGUAUAUGAGCCGUCAUAAAAGUCAAAAUAACAUGCUGAUUGUACACAAUGAAAUUGAUGAAAGCCAUCCAGGAGAAGUCUGGUUGUUAGGAUUGAUGGAAGGUGAAUAUUCAGAUUUAAGCAUAGAAGAAAAGUUGAAUGCAUUAGUGGCUAUAACUGAUCUUCUUCUUGCUAGCUCCAGUAUCAGAGUAGAGGAUCCAACACAAGCUAUUGCUGAAUGCGCACCUAACAUCCAUCAUUAUGGUUCUGGCGCAAAAUUAAAGAGGUCAUCAACUAAACAGCAUAGCAUUGACAGGCCAUCUUGGGGCUAUACUGGACAAAUGCAUAGUGUAAAAGAAGCAUACUCAUUAUUUAAGUUUCAUCCAGUUGAUUCUUCAGUGUCAAUAUCAAAGUCUUAUGAGAAGGAGAGGUCCUCUGGCGAAGGAGAAAAUGUAAAAGAAAAAGAAGUUGAGUCAGGUUUGCAUCUCAUGCAAUCUGUGUUUUUGGGGUCUGAUCGCAGGUACAAUAGAUACUGGCUUUUCUUGGGCCCUUGUAGUGCAUUGGGCCCUUGUAGUGUAUAUGAUCCAGGCCAUAGGAGGGUUUACUUUGAAUCUUCUGAAGAUGGUCACUGGGAGGUGAUUGAUACCGUAGAGGAUUUGCGUGCCUUGUUGUCAGUUUUAGAUGACAGAGGUAAGCGGGAGGCAAUCCUUAUUGAAUCUUUGGAGAAGCGACAAGCAUUUCUCUGUCAAGCAAUGUCAAAUAAAAUAGUAAAGAGUGCUGGAACCAGACAUUUGACACAGUCUGAUCAAUCUGAGCUGGACAUGGUCAGAGAGGACAGUUGUUCUCCAGUAUCUGAUGUAGACAACCUAAGCCUGACUGAGACUAUAAAAGAUUCUUUGCCUUCAUCAGGGGCUGUUGUUCUAGAUGUUGGAAAUAAGGGAGAAGAACAACAAGAAAGAUGGAGCAGACUACAAGAAUUUGAUUCCUGGAUAUGGAAUUCUUUUUACUCAAAUCUUAACGCUGUAAAACAUGGUAAAAGAUCAUAUCUUGAUUCACUUGCUAGGUGUGAAAGUUGUCAUGAUCUAUAUUGGAGAGAUGAGAAGCACUGUAGGAUAUGCCAUACCACAUUUGAGCUCGAUUUUGAUUUAGAAGAAAGAUACGCCAUCCAUGCAGCCACAUGUAGGGAGAAAGAAGACUCUGAAAUUCUGUUCCCACAGCAUAAGGUUCUAUCUUCACAAAUCCAGUCUCUGAAAGCUGCAAUCCAUGCAAUUGAGUCAGUCAUGCCUGAAGAAGCAUUGGUGGGUGCUUGGACAAAGUCUGCUCAUAAGCUUUGGGUCAAAAGGCUCCGACGUACCUCUUCUAUGGCUGACCUUUUACAGGUUCUUGCUGAUUUUGUUGGUGCCAUCAAUGAGGACUGGUUGUGUGAAUGCAAUGGUCAGCAAGUUUCCUUUAAUAUUAUUGAAGAGACUAUUACAUCCUUUGCAUCUAUGCCGCAAACAUCAUCUGCAGUUGCACUUUGGUUGGUGGAAUUGGAUGCCUUAAUUGCUCCCUACUUGGAAAAAGUUCGUUUUCAAAAGAGGCCAGAAAUCAGUACCAAAGGUAGGUGUGCUCCAAAGCAAUCAAUGCAGCUUUCUUAAGAUGCUUAUGCUAGUAGGAAUUAGUAUCUCCAUAUUUGAGGCAUUGAGGAACAUUUUACAUGUUCAUUUUUCUCACUGUCACAAUAUCACCCAAAUAUCUGUUGCGGAAUCAGUGAACAGUUGUUGGCUAUAGUGGCUUUUAGUUUUGAGGAGCAUCACCGAUGCUUUUUGGGUUUUGAAUGGAAGGUGCCGAUAGCAAUAUCUUUUUUGUACAAAGUACUGCUCGACUCCAUUCCUUUUUUUGUUGUCAAUAUAAACUGAUAGCUUGAGCUAUUGAAUGUUGUACAGCAUUAGAUUAGAUAUAUUCAAGAAAGCAAAGUCUUUGGUUCA
Molecule: messenger RNA, 4151 nt
Organism: Quercus robur (English oak)
Lineage: Eukaryota; Viridiplantae; Streptophyta; Magnoliopsida; Fagales; Fagaceae
Product: homeobox-DDT domain protein RLT3
Exons: 18
Coding region: 210-3821 (1203 amino acids)
Biological process (GO): regulation of transcription by RNA polymerase II
Molecular function (GO): DNA binding
Source: RefSeq, a predicted model, not a curated record